Messenger RNA from Hibiscus syriacus, 486 nucleotides. RefSeq lists its product as uncharacterized. The transcript has 2 exons. The coding region runs from base 1 to 486 and encodes 161 amino acids. Lineage: Eukaryota; Viridiplantae; Streptophyta; Magnoliopsida; Malvales; Malvaceae. The record is from RefSeq and is a predicted model, not a curated record. Gene Ontology annotation, molecular function: nucleic acid binding; RNA-DNA hybrid ribonuclease activity.
AUGUAUGAAAAGAUUGUGAAAAGGAGCAAUGAAAAAGUGCCAUGUGUACGUAGUGUUAGUAAUGAGGCUAAUGUGAAUAUUGCUGGUUCUGUCGAGUCCCAUUGGCAUCUUCCUACGGAAAAUCGGAUCAAAUUAAAUACGGAUGGGGCUUGUCGCCAUGUGAACGGCUAUGCAGCAUGUGGAGGGGUGGCUCGGGAUAGCUUAUGCUCUUGGGAUGCUGGGUUUCGACAUAUGGAAUUAGAGGUGGAUAGUUUGGAAGCCCUCCGUGUUCUAUGUAAUGAUUAUUGUGUAAUCCAUCGCUUACAUUGGCAUUUGGCGGAGCUGCGGGAGCGUGAUUGGGUCGUUAAAGUUCAGCAUGUCCGUCGAGGUGGUAAUAUGGUUGCUGAAGCACUUGCAAAAUGUGCCGCAGAUGAUAGUCUGAUUCCCAUUAUUCAUCACGAGCUUCCAUCGUUCGUAUUGCCUUUGUUGCUUGCUAACGCUAGUUAG